Entelurus aequoreus (snake pipefish) is the source of this 2730-nucleotide messenger RNA. Its product is annotated as RWD domain-containing protein 4-like. The transcript has 7 exons. Lineage: Eukaryota; Metazoa; Chordata; Actinopteri; Syngnathiformes; Syngnathidae. The coding region runs from base 178 to 795 and encodes 205 amino acids. Gene Ontology annotation, molecular function: protein binding. The record is from RefSeq and is a predicted model, not a curated record.
AGAAAAGAAUGCUUGACUACGCAUGCGCUAAUGUCAUGGUGGAGCUUCUUCUUACUUCUGGUGAAAUUCGGUUAAAGUCUUGCUUUUUAGUGACAGACAUGGCGUGUUGGUAGCUCACUUCUCGCAAAUAUCAACCAUAGGAAGAAGACUACGUCACAGGGAAGGAGAAGCGUAAUAAUGACAACAAACGAGGAUCAAGAGAUGGAGUUGGAAGCUCUUCGCUCUAUCUAUGAGGGCGAUGAAUGUUUUAAAGAGCUUAGUCCAGUUUCCUUUCAAUUACGAAUAGGAGACCUGGAGGACUCCAAAUCAUUCAUCCUGGAUGUAACAUGGCCAGAGAUGUACCCAGAGAUUGGCCCACAAAUUUCCCUUGAUGGCUUUUUUAACAACAGACUCGCUCCAGACACGAAGCAGCUCAUCCUAUCCAAGCUGGAGGAGCAAGUGGAGGCCAACGUGGGCACUGCAAUGAUGUACACACUGUUUGAGUGGGCCAAAGAGAACCAGGAAGCCCUGAUGGAGAACCACACACCUGUAGUCACUGCUGUGACCUUAACGUCCAACAGUGAGGUGACAUUGACCACGGCGACUGCCAAAAAGAAGGAAAGGAGGGAGCAGCUGACCAAAGCUCAGAAGAGGAGAAUCAUCGGUCGAACAGACCACAAAGGGGAAUUGCCCAGAGGUUGGAACUGGAUCGACGUUAUCAAACACGUAAGUGGAUCAACAUCUGAAUCGAAACCGGGUGAGACUGGUUCACACUUCUGUUGCGGUAAUUGUUGUUCUCCGCUGUGUUGUAGCUGAGUAAGACAGGAGGCAAAGAUGACGAUUAAGCCCUAAAAGGGCAAACAGGACACAAGCUGUGCUUGUGAACAUCAAUAAGGAGUUCAUGUGUCGGCAGGAUUGUCUUCUUGUUCAGAAUUUCUCCAACAUGAAGGUACUGAAUCCCACUGCCUACACUUUCGUCUGAAAGUGCAAGUGUUACAUUGAACGUGGUCAUUUUAAAACACAAUUUUACUCCUUUUGCUAUUUUCUCAUGAUUUUGUUUGACCUGAAAAUAUCUUGUACAUAAAUAAAACAUUUUGAAAGUAGUUUAACGGGUGACCGACUUUGUGUUAAAUUUGUUAGGACACUAUAUCAUGAUUAUAAUUUGAAAGUUUCAUGUUAGCUUUAAAUGAGCACAUAUUUUCCCCAGAGUUUCCAUUGGACAUUAGGUGGAAAUAAUAUUCAAUCCACUGCACAAUGUAAAUGAGCAAAAGUGAGAAAACAUACCUGAUGUAUGGAAAGACAUUUUUAUUGUAGAAAGUGCCAAAAGUAUAUCAGGUUCUGUACACAAAUAUUGGAGAUUUAAAAUCCUCCCCUAGAACUGAGGGAAUGUUUUCUUUAAGGUCGGCUACGCCGAACGUUUGAUUUGUCUCGAUGUGCCGAUGAUCCUUUUUCGGGAAUGGAAUCAUUGACUACAUCAAAGAGACUCCUUUUAAGGGACUUCUCUAACUGUUUGGAAAACUCCUUCUUAAACAUGUUUUCAAAGAAACUUGUCAUGUCAUGUGCAUCCUCCACAAAAUGUGAAGAUUGUUCAUCAGUGCUUAAGUCUUCAUUGGUGCCGCUAUCGCUCAGUGGUAACGUCACUGACACUGUGGACGAGUCAAAAGAAUGAGACAAGUCUUCUGUCUUGUUUUCUAAAAUGAUUGGAUAUGGUGUUCUCUCGCCUUUUCUUUCGCUCUUUGCUUUCACCCUCUUACUUUUCCUCCUGCCAUAGUGGGUCUUCCACAUGGAUUUGACUUUUUUGAAAAUUGGCCUGAUAGCUGGUUUGGCUCCUAUACAGUCCAGGAUAGUACCAGGACAGUCCUCUAGAAGUGGGUGUAUCUUUCGUGGCCGCCUUAUGAGCCACCUCUUCCAAAGGGAUGUCCUGGCGUGAAGUUCUAGAGAUGGUGUCUCUUCAAGGUCUGUCGUGUCAGAUAAAAUAUUCUUGCCAACGCUGUCCUCUGACACUUUCAUGUCCAUAUCUUCGGGCUCUUUAGAUGAAGACCCGCUGAACCCCCUGCCUUCUGACAACUUAGGGGCGUCUACAACCGCUUUUGAUGAAGACCUCCUCGACUGGCAGCCUUCAGAAAAUUUGCGUCCAGCCUCUACUUCUGCAACUGAUGGGCUCUGAGUGAGCCAGUCUUCUGGUGACUUGAGUUCAACAUAUGCACCUGCUUCUGAUGAAGACCUCUUGACUGUUCUGACUUCAUGCAAUUUAAGUUCAGCAGAAGGCCUCUUUGUUACCUGGUCUGCUGGAGAUUGGGGAUCAGCAUAUGCUCCUGAUUCUGAUGAAGGCCUUCUUGCGAUCCAGUCUUCUGGAGACUUACAGACCGCAUCUACUACAGCAAGCGAUGAAGACCUCUUUGGUACAUAGUCCUCUGGGGACUUACAAUCAACAUUUGCCAAUGAUUCUGAAGGCCUCCUUGCGAUCCAUUCUUCUGGAGACUUACAGACCGCAUCUACUAUAGCAACCGAUGAAGACCUCUUUGGGACAUAGUCCUCUGAGGACUUGCGAUCAGCAUUUGCCAAUGUUUCUGAUGGCCUUUUUGUGACCCAGUCCUGAGGUGAGUCAAGAUCACUAUCAGCUCCUGCAACCGAUGAAAGCUUCUUUGCAACCCGGUCUUCUGAUGACUCAAAUUUAGCAUAUUUCUCUGCUUCUGAUGAAGGUCUCUUUGUUACCCAAUUCCCUGAGGUAAAAUCGCUGUCUACUGUUGC